CGAUAGAACUGCAGCCAAACCGCAGCCGAACAACAAAAAACAUUUGUUUCAAUUAUAAAAAUGGUUGCUUCUCGGUGUCAACAUCAACCAUCCUCCGUUUAAGCAGUUUAGAUAGUAUCAAAUUAGACGAACAGUGUACUCCCAGCCGUAGGGCCGGAUUGUGCAUUUAACCAAAACACAAUAUUGCAACAUUUUCACAGUUCAGGCGAUCUAAAUUUUUGUUUGUAACGCAAUCGUUGCAGGCCUUUAACGCAUUUGGUUAGCAUAGCGCGACCAGGCAGGACCAGGACAUGGCUGAAAAGGACAACAAGGAUAGCACACAGUGCGCCGUCUUUGACCAGACGCCUGGCUCCCAGCAGAAGAAAAUCAACGUCGUUGUACGUUCCCAUUUCACUGUGAAGCACGUCAUCACGCUGAUUGGCACACAGUUUGCGUAUGGAAAAUUUGAGCUGUUGCUACAGCCGCACGGCGAGAAGGAUCUGGUUUAUCUGAAUACUCUGGAUACGCAGCUGUUGUACGAUGUGCCUGGCUUUGAGCCGAAGCUGAAGAACAACCUGGUGCUGCUGCCAGAGGGCACCUGGGAUGGGAAUGUGGCCAAACGUUAUGAUUUGACCAUUAAGAAAUCUGCUUCAACAGUUAGCAAGCAGCCAGAGAUUACAGAGAACACAACAACGACAAACACGGCAACAACAACAGCAACAGCAACAGCAAUAGCAACAUCAACAUCAACAACGACAACGACGGUUAAAACCGGCGAGAAGAAGAAGCGCACGACAACAACAACCGGAGAGAAGAAGAAAAAGUCGCCAAGCAAAACCAAGACAAGCGUCAGUCCCACAUCUGAAUCAGCAGUUGAGUUAUCAACAGAAGCCACAGUUGCCGCUGCGACUGCGGCCACACCCGCAACGCCUAGCAAGAUCAGUACAAAAGUGAAGACCAAAAGCAACGAAAAGAAUGGCAUUGCUGAGAAGAGCACAGAUCAGGUGGACGAAGGUGUGAAGCUACAAAGUGCAACGGUCAACUCAGCUGCCGACAUAGCUAAGGAUGCGCCAACCAAAGUGGAAAUAGCCGACCCGCUGAAGGAGCAGUUGACACAAAACACUAUCAUCGAUGAUGUAGCUCCCGAGCUCUUUAAUAUAAGUCCCGUCUCGGAUGCUGAGCAACUGUCAGACGAUGAUUUAGCAUUGGGCGCCUCGGCCAGUCCCACGAUCAUGGGUCCAGGCUUCGAUUUCGGCAACACAAUAGAGGCCGAUCUGUUAGGCAGCACUGAUGCCGACACCGAUCCACUAGAGCCCGCCUUUGAACGAGAUGCGUCCUAUUAUAGCUCACUGGCAUCGCGCAAGUUUGGGGGCGACGAGGCGCCCGCCUGGCAGCGCAUCAAUACCACCGCCUCCGACUUUGUGGCCUCGGCCAAUACAGAAACAGAGACGCGUCGCAAAGGUAGCGGGCCUCGUGCAUAUGUUGGAUUGGUCAAUCAGGCAAUGACUUGCUACCUAAACAGCCUGCUCCAGGCGCUCUAUAUGACACCGGAGUUUCGCAAUGCCCUGUAUCGCUGGGAGUUUGACAAUGACAACGAGGCCAAGAAUAUACCCUACCAGCUGCAAAAGCUGUUCCUCAAUCUGCAGACAUCGUCGAAAUCAUCGGUGGAGACGACAGACUUGACGCGCAGCUUUGGCUGGGACUCGACGGAGGCCUGGCAGCAGCACGACAUCCAGGAGCUGUGUCGUGUCAUGUUCGAUGCACUGGAGCAUAAGUUUAAGAACACCAAGCAGGCAAAUCUCAUCUCUAAUCUGUACGAGGGCAAAAUGAACGAUUAUGUCAAGUGCUUGGAGUGCAAUACGGAAAAGACGCGCGAAGAUACCUUCCUUGAUAUACCACUGCCAGUGCGUCCGUUUGGCAGCAGUUCCGCCUACGGCAGCAUCGAGGAGGCGCUGCGCGCAUUUGUGCAGCCCGAAACUCUCGAUGGCAACAAUCAGUAUCUGUGCGAGAAGUGCAAAAAGAAAUGCGACGCCCACAAGGGACUGCACUUCAAGUCCUUCCCCUACAUACUGACGCUGCAUCUGAAGCGCUUCGAUUUUGACUAUCAGACAAUGCAUCGCAUCAAACUGAACGAUAGGGUUACGUUUCCGCAGAAGCUGAAUUUGAACAGCUUUGUGAAUCGCAAUGGACAGGGCGAACAGUAUCAGAUGAAUGGCGCCAGCAAUGUGGACGAUUGCAGCACUGCGGACAGCGGCUCCGCCAUGGACGAGGACAACUUGAGCAGCGGCGUAGUGACCACGGCCAGUUCCAGUCAGCACGAGAACGACAUAAAUGACGAGGACGAGGGCAUCGACAUGAGCAGCAGCACUGGCAAGAGCGCCAACACUGAGGCACGACUGAAACAGGAGCUGCUCUCGGGUCCAUAUCUCUACGAUCUGUUUGCCAUCAUGAUACACUCGGGCAGUGCUUCAGGCGGCCAUUACUAUGCAUAUAUCAAAGACUUUGACACUGACGAGUGGUUCUGUUUCAACGAUCAGAAUGUAUCCACGAUCACACAACAGGACAUUCAGCGCUCCUUUGGCGGCCCCAAUGGCAGCUAUUACUCCAGCGCUUAUACGUCCAGUACGAAUGCUUAUAUGCUAAUGUAUCGCCAGGUUGAUAGCAAGCGGAAUGAGCAUGCGGCCAAGUGCAAUGACUUUCCCGAACACAUCAAGUCACUUCUGCCUAAACUACAUGCCGAGGAGGAUACGCGCGCCUCUCGCCUUGGCAGACACAUCACGGUAACAGAUCUGGCUCUGCCAAAUCUGUACAAGCCUCGCGUCUACUUCUACAAUCCGACGCUGAAGAAGAUGAAGAUGACCCGUGUGUAUCUGUCGCAGAAUUUCGAUGUGAAUAAGGUUCUCUCGUCGGCCCACGACAUGCUCAAUGUGGAGCAGUUCGCUCCGAUCUCACGCUGUCGCUUGGUUGCAUACGACUCGUCCAUGGACACGAUCAUACAGUCACUUGAGAACUGCACCGAUCCGGCACUAACCGAACUGCGUUCCCACAACUACAAUUUGGACUUUUUGCUGGAGUAUAGGGCCGAGGAUCAGCAGUUUGAGAACUAUCCCAGCGAUGGCACUACGUGGUAUGUUUUUAAGGUAGAUCUCUCGAACAUGGCGAUGGACGGUCCCUUCCUGGUUUAUUCAGCAGCGCUGGAGUGCAACGACGUGCUGCGUCGCUCAAUUGCAAUUCGUUUGCACAUUGACGAGCAGAAGAUCGUGGUGGCCACCGUGCGCUGCAAGGCGUUCGUGGCGUACGAUCCCAACCCGACUCUGGAAGCACAACAACAGCUGGAGCAGCUGGCCAACUCACAAUUCAAGUACAUCACAUACUUUUACUUAAAUGUGCCUAACACCGAUGCCAGCAGCCUCGAGAUGCUGGGCGUGCCCAGCAGCGAGCCCAUUGCAACGCCCAUCGAGGCCUCCAAUAAUGGCAGCGCAGGCACCGAUGUAGUGGAUGCCUCCAUGAUGAAUGGCAUCAGCGGCACAAACGGCACGGCGACGCCCGAAGGUGCCAGCGCCGGCAACAACGACUGUGAUUGGCGUCGCUAUAAGCGCGAUCAGCCUGAUUCGCUGGCGCUGGCGACGCCCGGCCACGAGUCCAACUCGGAGGACAGCAGCCUGAGUGACGGUGAUCGCACACUGGUCGAGAAUAGCUUGCAGCAUCGCGGCGGCGGCGAUAGCCAAGUCAGUUCCACAAGCCAUUCACCACAGCUGUCCAGUCCCGAGGACGAGGCCGCCUCCCACGACACCAUGAUGCGCGUGCACGCCUAUUGCAAUGGCAACGGCAGCUAUGGCAGCGAUGCGGGCGACUCCAGCUCCAUCCCAGCUAGCACAACCAAUCACUUUUUCCAUGCCAUCAAGGUCGACUGCGUGGACACGGCCGCCAGCAGCAGCACCAGCGGCCAUCAGUCCGAUGACGAGGCGCAACUGCGUAAGCCGACGCACGCUUAUAAACUUCUCGUGAGCACGCAUAUGCGCAUGAGUGCCUUCGAGCGACACAUUGAGCAAUUGAUACACGUGCCCAGCAAAUACUUUAAGCUACAACGCAAGCAUGAUAACACCUUGUCCAAUGAUCAAACCAACUCGCUAGUCUUCCUCAAUGAGGGCGAGACGCUGACUGUUGAGAUCGGCAAGACACUGCAACCGUUCGAGUACAAGGCCAAGAUAUAUUUCUUGCGUCUGUCUGACCUGGACAACGAGACCGCCAAGCUGCCGUGCGUCUGUGAGUGGGUGUACAAUACCACAACCACUGUGGAGCAGGCCAAGCAGGAGCUGGUGGCCAAGCUGCAUCGCAUCGAUGCCAAAUAUACCUCCCUCACCAUGGACAAUUGCCGCAUCUGGCUGAAAGGCGGCCGCUGUCCCAUCAAAAUACUCGCGGACGAUGAAACACUGUACAGUGAUAUGCGCACUGGUUCCCUAGAGUUCAUUGUGCAAGAGUGUGAGGACGGUGUGGUGGCACAGCCAAAGGAGGAUGCGUUAACUAUAUUCGUGCGUCGCUGGUACCCAGAGAAAUGGGAGUUUGGCAAAUUUCAGGAAAUCACAAUCGACAAGGACAGCGAAAUUAGAAGUUGUUUAUCAAAAAUAUGCGACAUUGAUAUUGACCGAUUGAGUUAUACAAAGCUUAACAGCUAUUUUCCCUGCACAAGCAUAUCGGCAGUUAGCGUGAAUGAGGCCGUGAACUGGAUGUCUGUGGCCGUCGGCCUGGACAUGUAUCCGCUCAACACGACGCAAAGCGGCAACAUGUAUUUGUAUAAAGAUAAGAAUGCGCCGGUGCGAGAGUUGUCGGCAGAUGAGCGCCGUUCGUUAACCAAUAAGGAGAAGGCGCGCUUGGAUCGACUCGGUUGCAUUUCAACGCCCCGCUAUUCUCAUCGACGCGAACGAGCGCUGAAGAUUUAUUUAGAUUCACCGGAGAAGCCUAGCAAUGUGACCGCCUCAGCGCCGGUAGACGCACAUGCCGAAAACUAAUUGCCUCACUGGCACUAUCAUCAUCGUUGUCGUUUUACCCCGCUCCCUCGCUGACUGUAGUAGACUUGUUUGUUAUAUGAUCGGAUCAGCAAAUACAUGCAACAUGUAUUUCAGUUAAACACAAACGCAAUCGAUUGAAAUCUACGAGUCCAUCAACAGCGCCUCUCUCCACUUUGAUUGCAUAUUUUAUUUCGUAUAUCCCGCGACGCGCACUCUCCGUUCUCAUAGUUCUCGUAGGUCAUUCACUAUUCACUGCUCACAUCAUACGUUCAUUCGUAGCAAUUGUAAUAUGUAAUUUGUUUUGUUGUUCAAUUUUGUUGGCACAAUUUCGUUUCGCGUGUCGGUAUGGAGCGCUCGCUGGGGGCUGGCUGUUGGUGAAAUGGUGUCCUAGUAACGCUAACAACAAAUAUUCUUGCUACUUUUGUAAUACAAGAGUUCAGAGAUGAGACUGUGUACAAUUUUAUUUACAUGCAAGAAAUUAAAAAAACAAAAAUAUAA
Drosophila navojoa is the source of this 5486-nucleotide messenger RNA. RefSeq names its product ubiquitin specific protease 47 (gene Usp47). The record is from RefSeq and is a predicted model, not a curated record. Gene Ontology annotation, molecular function: cysteine-type deubiquitinase activity. Gene Ontology annotation, cellular component: cytosol; nucleus. Lineage: Eukaryota; Metazoa; Arthropoda; Insecta; Diptera; Drosophilidae. Gene Ontology annotation, biological process: protein deubiquitination.